Hypomesus transpacificus is the source of this 3865-nucleotide messenger RNA. Its product is annotated as zinc finger MYM-type protein 1-like. Gene Ontology annotation, molecular function: protein dimerization activity. Bases 489 to 2693 code for a protein of 734 amino acids. The transcript has 2 exons. Lineage: Eukaryota; Metazoa; Chordata; Actinopteri; Osmeriformes; Osmeridae. The record is from RefSeq and is a predicted model, not a curated record.
GCAAAUGGCUAGUAGAACAUAACAUUCCAUAACAAUUUCAGUACAUCAAGCAGCGCUGUAAGACCCAGUUAAACGUUAUAACGUUACAGUUGGCAAACUAACGUUAGCUAGCAGCGCUAAGACAUUGCCUAACUUUACUUCGGUAGGCUAUCCUCAGUAUUUGCAAGCUAACUAAAUAGCCCCGUGAAAUCCUCGUCAGUCGCUGUUCUUCUGAUAAAAUGACAUGUGGUCACAAUGCAGGCAGCACAGAGAGACAGGGAGACAGAGAGGCAUGGUGAAAGCAGUGGCCAGACAGGGACAUGCUCUGGACAUGCAGGUGAUCAGGUGAUCAGGUGAGAAAUGUUAUUGUGAGACUACCAGCCUUACAACAUUGGGAUUAAUCCAGACCUACAUGUCAGCUAUAAAUAAAAGUACUACUAAUAAAAGCAAAAUAUAUCCAUUACAAUGAUCAUGAAGGUCAGUCACUGUUCUUCUGAUAACAUAAUGGCAUGUGGUCACAAUGCAGGCAGCACAGGGAGACAGAGAGGCAUGGUGAAAGCAGUGGCCAGACAGAGGCAUGCUCUGGACAUGCAGGUGAUCAGGAGACUGAUAGGGAAAGAGAGCCAGAGACAGAGCCAGGCAGAGAAGGCAGUGGUCUAGAUCAGCGUAAGGAGGAGCUUGGUACCUGCCCACACCAGCCCAAUAACCGCUUUAUCGAAACUCAGUCCCUGAAAAAAAAGACUCUGAACUUUCAGGACAGUUGGUUUAGGCAGUACAAAUGGCUUCAUUACAGUCCUUCACUGAAAGGUGUGCUUUGCUUUUAUUGUGCCAAAUAUUUUGGAGACCAAAUAUCCUCUUUAGCCAGUAAGGCUGAUGGAGCUUUUACUAAAACCGGAUUCAGUAACUGGAAAAAAGCUCUCCAAAGGUUCUCUCAACAUGAAUAUUGCGAUUGCCAUUCAGCAGCAAUGACAACAUAUUUGCACCAAAAACAGCCCGUCAGUACACAACUUUCCUCUCAAUUGCAAAAGCAGCAGCAGGUGGCCAGGAAUAGUUUAUUCAAGAUUGUGGGGGGGAUGAUGUGCUUGGCCAGACAGGGAAAUGCUUUAAAGGGGCAUGACAACAAAGAGGGCAACUUCCACCAGUUGAUGAAGUACAAGGCAGAGGGUGAUGAAGAACUUUCAAGCUGGCUUCAGCGGCACAAAAACUUCACCAGCUCCAAAAUCCAAAAUGAGGUCCUUCAAAUCGUCAGCAACACAAUUGUAUGUGGAAUCACACAGGAAAUCGACUCAUUGCCAGUGGUUCAGUAUUCCCUUAUAAUUGAUGGGACACAGGAUGCAACAGGAGUUGAGCAAGAGUCCUUCUGUCUGCGUUUUGUUGAUAAAAACCUGCAGCCCAGAGAGGAAUUCAUAGGCCUGUAUCAGGUCACAUCCACUACUGGAGAAAACAUAGCUCGUGUAGCUAACGAUGUUUUGAUUCGCCUUAAUCUCCCACUUUCACAACUACGAGGUCAAACCUACGAUGGGGCAGCCAAUAUGUCUGGUAGGAUGCAAGGUGUGCAAGCUCAUCUCAAGAAAGAGCAGCCUCUUGCAGUAUAUGAUCAUUGUGGGCCGCACUGUGUAAAUUUGAUCACCCAAGCUGCCUGUGUAUCCACCCUCAUUAUAAGAGAUGCAAUGCAGUUAGUGCAUGAGUUGGGCGUUUUAUUCAAUCAGUCUGGGAAGUUCAAGGCCAUCUUCACCGCUAUAGCAAAGUCAGAUCAAACAGCUACGCAUAGAUCUCUAAAGCCUCUCUGCCCCACCAGGUGGACAGUCCGAACGCCAGCCAUGCGCUCUGUCCUCACCCAAUACGAAUCUGUGCUCACAGGCACAGAAGAAAUGUCUCAAUCCACCACAAUGGAAAUGUCUGCAAGAGCAAGUGGCCUUCAUAACAGCUUUUUGAGGGGUAAUGCCAUUCUAGGCAUCAUUCUGGCAGAAGAUGUCAUGGCUGUCAUGGAAGAGCUGAACAUUUCUCUGCAGCAGAGAAGCCAAACAACAUCAGGGAUGCUGGCUGCUGUAGACCAUGUGAAAAGAAGCAUCCAGGCUAAACAAUCUGAAGAGCACUUUGACUGGCUGUACUCCAAAGCUUCUCCGGUUGUGACAUCUCUAAAUCUGCAGCCCAUCAAGAUGCCUCAUGUGCGGAAGCCUCCAAAGCGCUUCACUGGUCCAGCCACAUCACAUUGUCACUCUACUGCCCAAGCGUACUACAGAAUGCAGUACUUUAAUACCUUGGACACUGCUGUGGUGCAAUGCAAUGAGCGCUUCAGCCAGGACGGACUUCAAAGACUUCAAAAAUUAGAGGACGUACUCAUCUCUGGGAACAUUGAUGCAGUUGUAGUUGAAUACCCAGAGUUAAAUGCCAUGGCUUUAGAAGUGCACCUGAAAAUGUUCCAGGCCAACUACAUAUGUACAACUUCCUCAGAGGUAGCAGACAUUUUCCGUGAAAUGGUGCCAGAGGUGCGAAAUCUUUUCAAACAAGUUGAGGUCCUGUUGAGACUGCUGAUGGUGGUUCCUGCCUCCUCAGCAGAGGCAGAGCAAAGUUUCAGCGCCUUGAGACGUCUGAAGACAUGGCUGAGAACAAUGAUGACGCAGACCCGGCUGAACAACGUCGCCAUUUGCCAUGUGCAUCAAGAGAAAUUGGAUGCUUUGGACAGGAAACAAAUCUGUCAGAGCUUAGUUUAGCUGAGUGAUGAACGCCUCCAGGUGUUUGGGUCAUUUAUUUAGAUGAUACCUUUCCAUCUCAGUCCUAUGCUGCCUUGUCUUAAUCUGUAGCACUUUGACACAUACCAUUUUUACACCCAUAGAAUAAUACAUCCAACACUGCAUACACUACUGACCAAUGGUGGGAAAAGUAUUUAGAUCUUUUACUUGUCCACACCCCGUACCUGUAUAAAUAAUUAUGGGGGAAAGCACCAAAGCUGCGAAGGCAGCCUAUUGUAAUUGUAGAGAUUCUUAUCUCUAUUUAUUUGCUUUUCUUUUUUGCACACUUGCCCCUCUCCAUAAGGCACCAAUUGUGCCAUUUUGCUCAGCUCCUGUUAAUCUGCUUGAAGAAAUAUUAGCCUAUACAUUUAUGUUUUGUGUCCAUUGGGUAGAUAACAGAUGUCAGAGAACCUCACAUGUUUAUUUCUCCUCUGUGUUCCAGUCAAAGAUUUCAGUGUAAAUAAUCAGACUUGCUUUUUAUAGUUAAAAUCAAGAUUUAAGUUUCAUGCUUUGUACAAGUCUCUGAUUUCAAUAACAUUAGACUAUUAGACUUUUCAUUGUUAAUACACACUUUUAUUUUGAGACAUUGACAAAAUACAAAUGAACUUGGACUUAAAAGUCCACAGCACAUUUUUUUGUUAAAGGGAAAGUCUGUCAUUUGGUCAAGUACAGGGUUAGUUGUUCUAAUUAAAAUAUUUACAUAAACAUGCUUUGGGUAUGUGUUAUUUUUCCAUUGGAAGCUAUCUUAUUUGCUACAGUACUACUGGGAAAGCAUAAUUGUAAUUGGUAGGUGUGUUUAAGGUCAGUAAACAGUAAGCAACUCACCAAAACAAAGUGGAGGGGCAGUCACUGUCUUGGAGAAAUUACACUGUUCCUUUAGAUGUGAAUUCAAAUGGUCAAUGUAGUCCUCGAAACUAUGUUCUAAAUCUGUGAAUUUUCAUAUAUAAAUAUAGAAUUGUAAGCAAUGCACUUAACAACAACAAAACCAGGGUUCACCUUAUUAGCAGACAUCUAUGUUUUUUAUUUAAUUUUUUACCAUUUCAUAAAUAAUGCUUGAGGAAAUCAGUUUGCUUCCACUUUAAAUAAAAAUAGAUAGGCUAAUAGAUUGACAAUAGUCCAAGCCCCAUGGUGCUAUCAUGUGUGCAUUAGGUUCG